Cryptotermes secundus is the source of this 2283-nucleotide messenger RNA. It is a transcript of the gene Dph2, whose product is annotated as 2-(3-amino-3-carboxypropyl)histidine synthase subunit 2. Gene Ontology annotation, molecular function: 2-(3-amino-3-carboxypropyl)histidine synthase activity. The coding region runs from base 101 to 1543 and encodes 480 amino acids. Gene Ontology annotation, biological process: protein histidyl modification to diphthamide. The transcript has 7 exons. The record is from RefSeq and is a predicted model, not a curated record. Lineage: Eukaryota; Metazoa; Arthropoda; Insecta; Blattodea; Kalotermitidae.
UUUGAGCAGAAGACAACACGAACGUAUGAGUGCUAUGAGUGAAAAGUUUAAAUCGUAAAGUAGAGAUUGAGUAACUGCCCACAAUAGAGUAAACAGAAAUAUGUUUGCGUUCAGUAGUAAUGAAAAUGCAGUUUUAGAGCGAAAAGCAGACAUUGGAGAAGGCAGUCGUUCGGUUGCUACACGUGACAUUGAUUGUUAUUAUGAACUGGACAAAUGUGCUGAAUGGACAAAGAAAAAUGAGUUAAACAAGAUUUGUUUGCAGUUCCCAGAUGCCCUUCUCUGUGAUUCUGUAGAGGUAGCACUUCGUUUGGGGAAAAAGAUAGGCACUGUACCUUAUAUUCUUGGUGAUACAUCUUAUGGGAGCUGCUGUGUGGAUGAAGUGGCCGCACAGCAUGUCAAUGCUGAUGGGAUUAUCCAUUUUGGCCACGCUUGCCUUACUCCUACAAAUGGCUCUUUGCCUAAGCUGUAUGUGUUUGAGAAACUGCCAGUCGACUGUCAUCACUUUGUGUCCUGCUUCAGAUGUGUGUUCACAUGCAAGACUACUAAAAUCCUCCUCUUGUAUGAUGUCUGCUAUCAACAUGCUGUUGAUUCCAUCAUUGCAAACAUUGCAACGGAUUUUCCUAACAUGAUUGUCUCAGAACUGGCCAUUACUAACAGAAGUCCUGAAGCAGAUGAAGGGACAAAACUGGGCAGACAUUUCAAAUUGCUGAAUGAAUCAAGACUAGAGGAAUACUCCAUUGUGUUUAUAGGAAGAGAUGGACCUACACUGUCCAACAUAGCCCUGACAUUUCUUGGCAAAGAUUUGUAUUGGUAUGAUCCGUCGGGAACAAAGAAGCUUGAACACUAUAAUGUUCAAAACAACAAGUUUCUGAUGAAACGAAUGCACCUCAUUGAACGCAUCAGAGAUGCUAAAACUAUGGGGAUUGUCAUCGGAACAUUGGGUGCCUCAAACUACCUUGGUGCUGUGGACAGACUCAAAGAACUAGCAAAGCAGCGAAAGAAAAAGUCGUACAUAAUUGCUGUUGGGAAGCCUAAUGUUCCAAAGUUAGCAAACUUUCCAGAGAUUGAUAUCUUUGUGUUGAUAGCAUGUCCAGAGAAUUCAUUAUUGGACUCCAAGGGGUUUUAUCGUCCCAUUGUAACUCCCUAUGAGGUGGAAUUGGCAUGUAAUUCAAAUAGAGAAUGGAGCCAGGGCUAUGUACUUGAGUUCCAGCAUCUUCUGCUAGGUGGAAGACAUUAUCAGGAAGUUGAAGACAAUCUUGAUGGCACUACAGAGGACACUGCAGAUAUCUCUCUCAUUACUGGUCAAGCCCGUGUCAUGCCAGGAUGGGAUUCUUCUAGUCACAGCAUUCCCACAUCAGGUGUUGUUGCUUUGAAAGGCGAUUCAACAGUGUCAACAAAUCUGGCAACAGGUUCAGAAUUCCUCACUAAGCGGAGUUGGCAAGGGUUAGAACAGAACUUGGGCCAGAAUGAAGCUGUACUAGCCAGUAAGGGCCAGAGUGGUGUUCCUCAGAACUAUGACACAGAUCUUGAUACCAUGUCUUAGCCAAGAAGUAACAAGAUCUUGAACAAUGCUGAACAUUAUAAAAUGUUGUGAGAUUUGAGGUUCUUGGAGUUGUGACUCACAGAUAUAGUCUUCUGGGAUAUGGUGUGUAGUUUAAUAGAUGGAUCCCAAUUUUAUAUAUAUAAUUUCAGAAACCCUGAAAAUUUUUCCAUAUGAACCAGGUUUCCAUUUAACACAGGUAAUUAGUUUGAGGUAUUAAAUAUUGAACAGUGCAUACCUCAAGUAUUUAUGAUCCAACUCACCUGUUAGAAAUCCAUGUUAUACAAACACAUUUCACUGUUAUUAACAAUUUGCGGACUGGACGCAUGAUAUCAGGCUUUUCGCUUUUAAACAUGGCGGACCGGUGGCAUGAUAUUAUGCUUUUAGGACACGUUAGGUUGUAACACACUAUACCUUGCUCUGGCGCCAUGCAACUGCAAUGAAUACUGCAUAAUAAAUCGUCGGAAUGUAUGCUAGGUAUUCAGUAACUUGAGCUGGCUUCCUAGGGUCCCUACUCCAAAAGAAAAUAAAGUUUGCCCCUUCCAGCUGUUUAUGUACCAGGCAGGAAGUUAGUAGAGGGGAAUAUGUUUCAAGGACAAAAGCGGUUGAAGGCAAGCGAUCUCUCCCGGACUUGUUUAUGGAGCUAUCUGAUGUACCUUGUGGAGGAGUAGUGAUUAGUGACUCAGACAGUGGAAGUGACAGGGAUCAACAAAGAAUUGUGGCCACAGAUAAUAAAAGUGAAA